This is a messenger RNA of Penicillium malachiteum, 381 nucleotides long. RefSeq names its product Cytochrome P450. Lineage: Eukaryota; Fungi; Ascomycota; Eurotiomycetes; Eurotiales; Aspergillaceae. Gene Ontology annotation, molecular function: heme binding; oxidoreductase activity, acting on paired donors, with incorporation or reduction of molecular oxygen; monooxygenase activity. The record is from RefSeq and is a predicted model, not a curated record. Bases 1 to 381 code for a protein of 126 amino acids. The transcript has a single exon.
AUGUACGGCGGGCGGCAGAUCCCCGCGGGCACAGCCGUCAGCAUGGACGCCUACCACAUUCAUGUCAAUCCGGAUAUUUUCCCGGAUCCGCACGAGUUUAAGCCGGAGCGCUGGUUGGGGGACCCGAUGAGCUUCGAUGGCAAGCAUCGGCUUUCGUACUAUCUGACUUCCUUCAGCCGGGGCUCCCGCGUGUGCAUCGGCAUGUAUCUGGCCCUAAUGGAUAUGUAUGUGGCGCUGGCGACGCUGUUUCGUCGUCAUAAGCUGGAGCUAUUCGAGACGGACCGCAGUGAUGUGGACUUCAUCAUGGAUCUGGUGCGGCCGAUGCCCAAAUGGGAUUCGAAGGGGGUGCGUGUCAUUGUAAAGACGGGAGCACCGAUAUAA